AUGGCGCUGUGGUACUCACUAGGAAUUGCGUUUUUUGCCGCCAUCGGCACAUUUUUGUUUGGGUUUGAUACUGGAAUCGCGACAACGACUAUCGCACAUCAAAGCUGGAUUGAUUAUAUGAAGCAUCCCUCAGAGGGCUUAACAGGAGCCGUGGUCGCAGUCUAUAUCGCCGGUGAAGCACUGGGCGCACUAACGCAGACCUUCAUUGGCGAUAAACUUGGGCGCAUUCGAUUCAUGCAGCUGAUGUGCGUGAUUGUGACAAUCGGCACGGUCAUCCAGACUGCCUCGGUGAAUAUCGGCAUGUUUCUUGCCGGCCGCGUGCUAGCCGGGUAUGCUGUCGGCGGAUUGGUCGCUACUGUGCCGAUCUACCUUAGUGAAAUCUCCGACCCCCGAUUCCGUGGGCUCAUCGGCGGUAUUUCGGGCUGCGGCAUCUCAUUCGGAACUAUGGCAUCCAAUUGGGUCGGGUUCGCUUGUAGCUAUGCGCCCUAUGGUGCUGUGCAAUGGCGGUUGCCUCUUGGAAUCCAGAUCCCAUGGGGCGUGGUAAUGUUCAUUGGUUUGUCGACCUUUAUGCCCAAUUCACCGCGGCAGUUGAUUCGAAGUGGGAAGGUCGAGCUGGCCCGUAACGAUUUUACUCGGAUUCGGCGUGGAGCGCAAUCGUAUGAAGUGGAGGAAGAGUUUCUGCUUAUGCAGGCGCAGAUUGAGUAUGAGAUGGAGCGCGAGAUUACCUCUUAUCGGGAGAUUUUCCGACUAUUUCGAUCUCGAGUUCUAGUAGCUAUUGCUGUACAGACGAUGACGAGUUUGACGGGUGUCAAUGUGAUUCAGUAUUACCAAACUAUUCUUUACAAGUCGCUCGGUAUUGGGUCGCACAAGAUUCUGGCGCUUGCUGCGGUCUACGGAACUAUUGCUUUCCUGUCCAAUGCCUUGACGACAAAAUAUAUGACGGACCAAUGGGGUCGUCGGAAAAUGCUGAUUACUGGAUUGGUCGGGAUCGUGCUGAUCGAGAUCUACGCGGCGGUGAUGCAAAUGGAGUUCCAAAAUACUGACAACCAGGUCGGCAAAGGGUUCGCAAUUCUAGGGAUAUAUCUCUUUGUUGUUUGUUACUAUGGUUUCCUCAACAGUACAACAUGGCUGUAUGGCGCUGAAGUCCUUCCCAUUGCUCUGCGUAGUAAGGUGAUGGGCAUCGCAGCCGCCUCUCACUUUAUUGUCAAUGUUGCUAUCACUGAGGCCGGCCCCAGUGCAUUCGCCAACAUCAAGCAGAAUUACUAUUAUGUCUUUGUAGCAUGCUCACUUUUCUUCCUAGGCGUGGCAUAUCUUUAUUUCCCUGAAACGAAACAAAAGACCCUGGAGGAAGUUGCGGCGGCCUUCGGAGAUCGAGUCGUUCAGGCAGAUGAGAGAAAAUCUGUCGGCGGAGCGGAGCACUUCGAGUCCGCAAAUGUACAACAGGCCUAA
Penicillium odoratum is the source of this 1449-nucleotide messenger RNA. RefSeq lists its product as uncharacterized. The coding region runs from base 1 to 1449 and encodes 482 amino acids. Lineage: Eukaryota; Fungi; Ascomycota; Eurotiomycetes; Eurotiales; Aspergillaceae. The record is from RefSeq and is a predicted model, not a curated record. Gene Ontology annotation, biological process: carbohydrate transport; transmembrane transport. Gene Ontology annotation, molecular function: carbohydrate:proton symporter activity. Gene Ontology annotation, cellular component: membrane. The transcript has 12 exons.